Molecule: messenger RNA, 472 nt
Organism: Rosa chinensis
Lineage: Eukaryota; Viridiplantae; Streptophyta; Magnoliopsida; Rosales; Rosaceae
Product: nucleosome assembly protein 1;2-like
Exons: 4
Coding region: 104-472 (122 amino acids)
Biological process (GO): nucleosome assembly
Cellular component (GO): chromatin; nucleus
Molecular function (GO): chromatin binding; histone binding
Source: RefSeq, a predicted model, not a curated record
CGGCAAAAUGGUGAUUCUAUAUCUACAGGGCCCACGUGCACGCCACAAAUGUUUUAAAUGUUAAGGUCAAGGGGAAGGAGUGGCCCAAUUUUGGCUUUCUAAAAUGAAGAACAUUGAAGUGCUUGCUCGGAAGAUUACAAAACUGGAUGAAGGGGCUUUCCAACAUCUAAGGAACAUCCUUUGUACAGAGACUCCUACUGGAUUCAAGCUUGACUUCUUCUUUGAUUCCAAUCCUAACUUUAAAGAUUCCGUGCUCACGAAAACAUUUAUGAUAAUUCGUGGUAACAAGCAUGAAGUGACGAAUGCAAUUGGGAUGGAAAUUGAGUGGUAUCUUGGUAAAAGCCUGACCGACACAGAAAAUGGUGACAGCUUCUUCAACUUUUUUAAGACCCCUGUUGCCAACGGUACUGUAAGUUUUGGUUUCGUUCAUGUUACAAGGCUAUUGAAUUUGGUCGAUGAUGAAUAUAUAUGA